UUGAAUGACCCUUACUCCAACACAUCACGUCACUCAGUUCGUUCGUUGCCAGGGCUUCCUCAUCGUGCUCAUCUCCUCGACGAGAGUCACUCUAGGAGGGGGAAUCUCGAGAGCAUCAUCCCUCCCCUCCACGUCAAGUGCAGCUGUCAGUCCUAAGCUCUGCCCGCGGCCCGCUCAGCUGUGCCCGCUCAGCUCUGCCCGCCCAGCUCUGCCCCGCGCAGCUCUGCCCGCGCAGCUCUGCCCGCUCCGCUGUGUCCCAUUCACCGUCAGCCAAGCCUCGAUCGCCCACGUGUCUCUGCAUCCGGCUUUGGGCCACAAGAAAAGCGGAACCGUCGCUGUCACGUUCGCGAAACGUUUCGCACGAUCGCUACAGGCCACGCGUGUGAAGCGUUCGUCGAGUUGGCCUCAGCGGCUUCUCGAACCGGAAAUUAGCUUCCUUCUGCCGCUUCCUAAUCUCGGAGACUCCGCUAAGGCCCUCGCCACGUCACACACAGCACCUCGAGGACUCCCUUUCUGGAUAAGGCGGGGACCGCACGUAAUCUCGAUUCCUCUCACCAGGUUUUUGCUUUCGCUCUCCGGGAUUCUCGCCUGAUCGUUUUCAGGCCUCAUCUGCUCCGUUCUCUGUUAAUCGUGCGGCGGUGAGACGUGGGAACGACGGUUAAUUGCCCUGCGCCGGGCCGAGCGCAUGUUCCUGCCACCGAUAUGUUUCCGCUCGCCGGUUAUUUCCCGCCGCCGCGCCAAGAUUUGCCCAAACCCUCGUCGGAGCGUCUCUCGGCACGCACUCCAAGCACGGAGGCAGCUGCGGCUUUUGACCGUCCAAGAAGCCGGGCUGGUGAUCCAAAUCCCAACGUCUGCCGGUCACGUUCGCCGUCACGUUCAGAGUCACGUUCGGAAGGACGUCAGAACCCCGCGAAGAGUUUCUCCAGCAGCCGUGUUAGCAGCGAUCUCAGCUCCGAGCACUCAGCAAGCAGCAGCGAUCGCCUUCUGAAUCAAGAACGAGGGAUUAUCCCAGCAGCAGCAAGCAGCAGCGAGCCAGCAACUCUAGAUCGAGGGUUUCUUCGAGUCUUAGCAUCUCCGGACCUCGACAAACCUAUCCGUUUCGAGCCUUCCGAGCCUUCAGCCAGGGUCAAGCCGUUAACGCAAACAAGCACAACGAGCGAUUCGUUCUUAGUAUCGACGAACUCCGGCGCGCUUCUGCACGUGACUGGCUCUGAGUCGCCCUCUGUCCCGCACCACCGGGAUCUGUUGUUAGGCGUCGCGUCGGCGCCGGGGACUCUGAUGACGUCACCCGAACGGAUGGACGCGUUCGAAGCGCUGGUGAGAGCGACGAGCCAAGAAUUGCCGCUUCACGCGGCGGUUGACGCGGAGGCAGUGAAGAAUAAGCAGCGAGUUGAAGCCGCCGAGCCGCACGAUGGCUCCUCGAGCCGUAUCGUCGCGUCGUCGUCGUCGGCCGCGGCCUCUCUUCCCGCCGCCGCUUCUAUAGGCGCCGCGGAUGACGCCGGAACCGCCGCCGGAGAAGCGGCAGCCGGCAGUCUGUCAAAACCGUCUGUUCAGCCGUCAGCCGACGUUCCCGAUGCCAGUCGAGCAGUCGGCGCUGCGGAAGUCGUCGCAGACGUUGACGUUGACUUUUCUAACGCGUCCCCGUCGAAGAAGGAACUACAUGACGCCUUGAACGUUACUUCGAAGAAUUUUAGCCCGAGGCGGCAAAACGCUGACAGCGAAAGCCCUGCUGACGGCAGUCCGACGGGCGUUCGCGGAAACGUAACUGACUGCGGUAGGAGCCAGCAGUUCAAGGUGAGGUGGGGAAAGGUGUCGCCCGCAGACCUGCUGCUUCUAUUGAGCCCGACUGUAGCGAGUUCCGCCAAGGUUCAGCCGACGGGCGGCGGUCCGUACGGAUGCGGCGUUUGCGAGAAACGGUUUCCGUCACUGAACGCGCUGGACGCGCACGACCACUCCUCUCACGGAACCGGCGUUCGGCAUGGUUACCAGGAUGUUGACGAAAUUUCGCCAGAAGCUGCAGGGUUGCUUAGAGGCAGGGCUGUACGUAAGGGGAGAAUUACGGCGGCUGCAGUUGCUGGAAGGGUAGUAGGAGAUUCGAUAUACGAGAGUACGGAUCCUCUAUAUGUGAAACCACAAGGCGGCGCAUAUCGAAGCAAGCGGCUGAGGGUUGACAAAAUUCAGCAGCCUGCAAGCACCGAUCUGUUCGUCGAGCGCGAGCCUGCAGGUUCGGUCCGAGGCAAACUCGCAGCCUCGGCAGCAGCGGAGGGAAGAGGCGGGGUUCACGGUCAACUAGGGUUGUGUGAAGGAGACGCGAUGGCGAGGGGUAGGGUUAAGGUUACUUCCCCGGUAGCCGGUGGUUCCAGAUCUAAGCGGUCGAAACUAAUCGCGGCGGCAGUCGCGGCGGCAGCUGCGGCGGACGAGCAUCGUCUCGCGGCUGACGCGGCGGCGGCGGAAGACGCGGCCGAAGGCGCGGCGCAAGACGCGCGCGCGCCUGCGCGGAGCGAUGCGGAGGAUGGAGUGGGGGUCAGCGGUGGCGGUAAUGUUGGCGCGAGAGCGGAGAAUCAGCAGGAGGAGGUCGCCACGCGGAAGGGAAGGGGCAGGGGGAAGGAAAAGGGCGGGGGGAAGGAAAGGGGCGGGGGGAAGGGGAAAUCGCAGCGAAGGGGAAGGUUGACGGGAAGAAAGACUGAGGCAGUUUCAGGUUUGGCAGGGGAAGAGGGUGCAGGAGGGGCGGGAGGGGAACGAACCUCAACAUUAGGUUCGGCCGAAGCUCGGACGUCAGGGGAAGAGAAGUUUGGGGAGGGGAAAGUGGAGCCCGAGGGUGUGACGAUUUCUGGGCUUGCUCGCAACAGCAAGCAGAAGAGAAAGGGAGAGAUGUCUGCAAUGGAAGCGACCCAGCACUUAGCUAAGUGCCAAGUUUCCCAUGAUUCGUCGGAGAGGGGAGCCAAGGGAAGCCGGACGCAGUUCACUCAGAGUUCUGGUUCUGCUUUGGGACCAAGCGGAGAUCUGCUAAGUCUUAUAGCGAGUCAGCAGCCAAUGAUGAAGCAGACUUGGCAGAAACAACACGGGGAGAGACAGCAGGAGGAAGGAAAGCAGCUGGGAGUGCAGGCAGGUGCGCAGCCACACUUGCAGCCCGGCAUGCAGUGUAGCACAGAGGAGUAUCAGCAAGACCAUCAAGACCAGCAGCAGCAGCAGCAGAUACAGCAAUUGUCACUUUUGGAACAACUACAAGAGAUGCUACAGCUACAGAUUCAGCAGCAGCCACAGCAGCAGCCACAGCAGCAGCAAAAUAUCAAUCAGCAGCAGCAACACCAGAAUUUGGAUCAGCAGCAGAAACUGCAAGCCCCAGGCCUGCAUGCUCCCAACAUUUCAUUUGCCCGAAGCUCCUCCCAGCCUGCCCGCCCAUCCCUUUCCAACGUCCCUUCCUACACGUCCAUGCCCGUUUCCCCACACCCAUCCCACAGACACCCCGCUCCCUCUGCCGCGCCUGCAUUCCGCACCCCGUCUUCCCAUACCCUUGCCUCUUCUCCCCCUCCACUCCCUCCUCCUCACUCCCUUGCCUCAGCUGCAGUGUUUCCUGCUCGCUCCCCUGCCCCUGCCACCCAGUUCAGAUCAUCCGUCCUCCACUCUCCUGUUCCUCCUGCCAGCCGCACACCAGGAGCCGUUCUACAAUCCCCACUCACACCUGAAAGUGCAGCAGCCGUUUCACCGAACCCAGGAGCAAUGUCAGGUGCAGCGUCAGGGGUAGCAGCAGCAUCAGGUGCAACUCAGGGCACGUGUGGUCUAUCUGGGGAGCAUGCGCUGCGCAGUGCGCUUGUUUCUGCUAUUAUGAGCAGGAUCGGCCAAAUCACAGGGCAGGGAGGUCCGACACAGUCACAUGCACAGAUGCUGGCACAGCUGCAGUCGCAAGUGCUGGGACAAGCAGAAACAAAUCCAGGAGCAGCAUCUGCUGGGAUACGGCCACACGCUCUUGCGCAUGGGCCAAUAAUGCAGCAGCCAGUCCCGGCAGCAGCAGCACCAGCAGGAGCACGGGCGCCGCCAGGCCAGACUGCCAGUACUGCUCUUGCUGGUUCUGCCCAUUCUGCAAGUGCAUAUUUUGUUGGCACACAGAGAGAUGGGCCUACGCAGAAUGGGAGUGGACAGGGGACUCGAGGUUUUUCUGAUCUGGAUCUGGAACUGAGACUGUAAAUGGGUUUAGCUAUUGCUUAUAGUGAUUACAGUUUACUAACUGAUUGUCUGACUUCCUUGUAAUGUAUGGUGCGCUGGCAGUUCUUUGGAUUAC
Closterium sp. NIES-67 is the source of this 4279-nucleotide messenger RNA. The record is from the annotation of a GenBank genome assembly. Lineage: Eukaryota; Viridiplantae; Streptophyta; Zygnematophyceae; Desmidiales; Closteriaceae.